Molecule: messenger RNA, 4960 nt
Organism: Neofelis nebulosa (Clouded leopard)
Lineage: Eukaryota; Metazoa; Chordata; Mammalia; Carnivora; Felidae
Gene: CPLX2
Product: complexin 2
Exons: 5
Coding region: 417-821 (134 amino acids)
Biological process (GO): synaptic vesicle exocytosis; regulation of neurotransmitter secretion; neurotransmitter transport
Cellular component (GO): terminal bouton; SNARE complex
Molecular function (GO): syntaxin binding
Source: RefSeq, a predicted model, not a curated record
GGAAGCUUGGGUCUCCCUGGGAGCGGGUCUGCCCUUGGGGGAGGCCUCUCGGCUUUGUGCCCUGCAGCUCGGCUGACACUCGGGGCGGACCGAAGAGGGGCUGGGCGCCCCCGGUGUGCACAUGUGCUAGCCCAGGCAGGAGGGAGCGCCUCCGCGGAGGAGUGCAGGAAGGGGGAAGGAGACGCGCGCCAGAAUCUCGGUCCCGGGCGCCCUGGUCGGCCGCGGAGGAGCUGCAGCCUCCAACAGGGAUCUGUGCAGCUCUGGCAUGCUACCUGCUCUGCUCAUUGACUGAAGGCCCCUACAUCUCAGCUCAGCCAAGAAGCAAAGGUUGACACAUAUCUCUGAGCCAGGCCUUGUCAGUAGCCCUGCAUGCAACCUUGGCUGCGGGCUAAGGCACGCUAACUAGAGCCGGCGUCAUGGACUUCGUCAUGAAGCAGGCCCUUGGAGGGGCCACCAAGGAUAUGGGGAAGAUGCUGGGGGGAGAGGAGGAGAAGGACCCAGACGCGCAGAAGAAGGAGGAGGAGCGACAGGAGGCGCUGCGGCAGCAGGAGGAAGAGCGUAAGGCCAAGCAUGCGCGCAUGGAGGCUGAGCGUGAGAAGGUCCGGCAGCAGAUCCGAGACAAGUAUGGGCUGAAGAAGAAGGAAGAGAAGGAGGCAGAGGAGAAGGCAGCCCUGGAGCAGCCCUGCGAGGGAAGCCUGACCCGGCCCAAGAAGGCUAUCCCUGCAGGCUGCGGGGAUGAGGAGGAGGAAGAGGAGGAGAGCAUCCUGGACACGGUGCUCAAAUACCUCCCCGGGCCACUGCAGGACAUGUUCAAGAAGUAACCGGCCCUUCUGCCCUGUUCCCACUCCACUUGUUACUUUUUUUUUUUUUUUUGGUUCUUUCUUUUCAUUCAGUUAAGUCUCAGUUCUGAAGGGGAAAACCUCAGUUGACCUCUGCCCCCCUUCCCUGGCCAGGACUCCUCCCCCUCAGCACUCCCUCACACCCCCUUCAUCCCAGGGUAUUCAGCCCCCACCUCACUUCCCAGUUGCUUGAAAAAGGGAAGACAGCUUCCCCCAGCAGGGGGCGUUGAAUCCAGUGCCAGAGGCACUGAGGGCCCCCUCCAGAAGCCUAAGGUCUAUGCUAGUGUGGUAACCCCCAUACAUUCCUUCAUGCACCCCACUGCCAGGAGGACCAUUGUCCCCAGCCAGCCAAAGUAAUGACACAUUCCAGCCCUGCCCAGCAUGCUGACCUUUGGCCUCUGACCCACAGUGGGCCUCUAGGUCAGGGUAGGGGCACUGAGUGGCCUGGUUCUAAGGAAGGGAGUCAGGGUAAGCCUGCCCUGUGAGGGCCCAGCCUGAGAGGCCCUGUUGUAUUCUGGCCAGGCCUAGGUCUGGGCAGGAGGCUGGGGCUCUCCUUCUUCCCUCCCCCUGAGAUGACACCACCCAGCCCGGGAGCACUCCUCUCCCAACCCCCACCUGAAGAGGCAUGGCCCCUGCCAAGCCAGUCCCUCCAAAUGGAUCCUCUUCAGACUUUAACUCAUCUGUGGAGAGCCCCCAGGGUAGAGCAGCCCCUUGUCUCCCCCCUCUCUGCUUGGGUCCUGGGGCCCCACUGCCAGGCUGGGCCCAGUUUGCCCAGCCAAGGGGCUUCCCAGGCCCCCCAGAAAACACUUGGAGCCAUUGGGCAGCGAUGGCCCAUGCCAUGGGACCUCACCAUUGGUACAGCCAAGCUGCCCCCAUUCCUAUCCACCCCACUUCCCCAACCCAUCCUGUUCAUGUGCUUCCAGGGCCCCAUGGUCCCCAGGAGGACCCUUCCUGGCCAAAGCCCCAAGCCUUUGGGGAGAAGCCAGUUCCCACUUGACAGAAGGCAUCUGUCCAUUCAUCUCAUUGGCCAAGAACAAACUCUCCUCUGGGAUGUGUGAAAAUGGCAUUUGUUCCCUCCACCCCAAACUGUCAAGGCCUCCUGCUCAGUCAGUUGUAUGAGAACCAGGGGGCCUUGGAGCAAAUGAGAGAGGAAAGUGUGCGUCCAUGCACACAUGCGUGUAUGUGGCAGAGACUGCAUCAGCAAUUGUGCAUCCAAAGAUUGUACAUAUGGGUGCAUUGUCAGUGUGUGUGUUGAGACUGUUUGUGUAUGCUAAUCAUACCCUUGUGUUAGAGAUUGUAUAUGUUAGGCAGCCUUGUGUAUGUGUGUUUGUUUGAGGGGGUAUGUAUGAAUUGAAAUUGUGUCAUAUCUGUUUUCUAGCCAUCUUAUAUGGGUGGUCAAGUUGGCAUGUGUUAGCCUGUAUCUGCAUGUGUUUUCAAAAUAGCAGGAGUGUCUGCAGCAAUGGGUAUGUGUUAGAAGUUGUACAGUGUGUGUUUGAGAGACUGCCAGAUGUGCUGAGAGUGUUGUGUGCAUGUGUGGCUCUGAAUAGGCACUUGUGUGCAGAAUGUGUGCUUCGGGAGAAAGAACAUAGGUAACAUACCCCCUUCUUGGCCUCCAAACCAUUGGCCAUGGGUGGCCACAUCCAACAGGAGACCUUGUCCUUGGCCUAGAGUCCUCCCGCCCUUGGAGGGUUCCUGCCUGAGGUCCUCAGAAGUCCACUGAGACUGACCCUGGCAGUGCCCCAAGAAGCCAUGCUGGGCCCUCAUCGGGGCCUACCCCAAAAGCAGGGCCCAGGGAGGGGGCGACUUGCCUGCCCCCGAAGCUCCUGCCUCAUUGACCCCAGUUUGCAUUCUGCAGGUUUUCCAUUUUAGUGGAUUUAUGCUUUUAUUUCAGAGACAGACAUGUGUCUUCUCUGUCCGUUUCCAAUAGUUAAAGCCAUAUCAGUUAGACUGCAAUACUUUAAAGAUGAGACAAAACAAUCCAUAUGUUUAGGGAACUAGAAAAAUCCCCUGGUCUGUCCCUUCUCUAGGGAGCAGGGCUCCAGCAGCUCUAGCUCCCUGGACUUGCCCUUCUCCCCCGCCCCCUCCCCCUCCCCUGUGCCCUUGUGUCCUGCCCCACCAAGGGGCCUGUGUCUGUGCCUGUGUCUGUGACGGGGAGCCACCUCGCACCCCUAUUGUCUGCUUGUCUGUGUCUCUAAUCCUGGGCAGGAUGGUCAUUCUCUAGAGCCCUGGGGUCCUGGGACAGAGAUAGGCAGGGCGCAGUCAAGGGGCCCCAGGUUUCCGCAGACCCAGUGUGUGAGCCCCAGCCAGACACAGAUGUAAAUCCCAAGUGUUUGAAAACAUCUCCCCCUUGACAGGGUCCCACAGAUCUCAAAGGUGGUGCCAGAGCACAGAAAAUGACAGAUGGGCAGCAGAGACUGAGGCCCAGGGAGCUUCAGAUGAGCAGGGGAACACAGCCAUGCAAGAUAUCCCAGGUAGACCUGAGGGACACCAGACCCUCAAAGAAUGUCCCUGGUGGUCUCCACAGCCCUUCUGCACCCCCAGCGGGCUCUGGAUUUUUCCCAUACGAGAGUACCCUCCAGGCUGGCUGGAUGAGUCUGGCAAACGUCCCAGACUCUUCCAGAAUCCUCAGGCCUACCCCUGAGCAGCAGAACUAGAGGUCAUCCUGGAGGCAGGAGCAGGGGAGAAUUUCGGCAUGGGGCAUACCUGGCUCCAACCACGGCCAGGUGACCAACUUCAGGUCCAGAGAGACAUGAUGACUGUCAUUCCCGAUGCAGACCUGUGGAAAGAAGCUAGUGUGUGACCCAGUGAAGAUGUUGUGUGCAACACACUCAGGUGGAGGGAGAGGGGGAACAAAAUACGUGUGGGGUGUGCUCUAGCAGGGAAGAGAUGUUUACGUGAUGUACCUGGGGUGGGAGGUGUGUGUGACCCACUGGAUGGGAGGGGGAUGAGUGUGUCACACCUAAAUGGAGCAGUGCAUGUGAUACACUUAGGAGGCUGGGGUAGGGAGGGAGCAGUCCCAGAAUUCAGUGCACACAUGCAACAUACCAGGGAGACAUUCUUCAGCUAGAGAAAUAAGAAGGAGCAAUCAUUUGUAUAUGGUGAGAACAAUGAGAUGCAAGGGAGUGGGCACCACCUGAUGUGGGCAUGCGUGGUUGCCAGGGAAGGCCACUGCCAGGCUUGCGUGCCUGGGAGCUCAUCCUCAAGAAAGGAGGGAGAAGCCUUCUCUGGAUCGCCCAUGCCGGUGCUGGCAGCGAGCCAGGAUUUCCACACAUGGACAUCCUCAGCUCCAGGUUCAGAAGCUCCAGGAAGUGGCAACACUGUGUGGGGUCUCCUCCAAAGGCAAGCAGGAAGUCAAGAGACCCUCUUAAGUAUCGGGGUGUGUGUGUGUGUGUGUGUGUGUGUGUGUGUGUGUGUGUGUGAGAGAGAGAGAGAGAGAGAGAGAGAGAGAGAGAGAGAGAGAGACAUGGAGACAAGACAGAAAGGGAGAGAGAGAGGGAGGGAGGGCACAGAGGGAAGAGAGACAGAGAAGGGGAGAGAUAGUGAACUGAAGUAUUUCAGCAGCCCAGGCCCCUCUCAGGUGGCCUGAUGAGGAAAGAAGCUACCCCCACCAGGCUAUGGCCAGAACCCCAGUCCUGAGAGUCCUGCCCCUAGAUGGCAGGGUUGCCCACCCCACCGCCCAACUGCUCCAUCCUUCGAGGGCCUCACAGGCCCUUGACUGGACAGGCAACUGGGGAUCAGAUGGCUCAGAUAAGGGUAUGCCUGAAGAUAUGCCUUCCCCCACAUGUCCCCUACUCCCCUCCCUGCUCCUGCUGCCCACCUUCUUCACUGGGGAGAGGUUGGAAGGUGCUCCCACUGGCCCUGGGAUGGGGGUGGGGGUCCUGAGACCCAGGUGAGGACGACCAUCCUGCUCUCGCGGGGGAAUCCCUUUCCCACAUCUGUGCUGUGUCCUUGUUGCUCUGCUUUCUUUAAAUGUGUCAGUGCCUGGGGGGAGGGGAGGGGCACCCCCUCAUGCCCCCUGAACCUGACCAAAAGCCAUGGCUGUUGCUCCCCCCUUUGUAUGACGCAGAUGCUAAGAUGUACCAAACCAACCAUGACAACAAAGAAAAGACCUUGUACAGCAA